AUGCGCACAUAUCGAGUUCUUUUGUAUUACUUGUUUAGAAACAAAAUAUCAUUUUCUCAAUUAUCAUUGGCAAUUAUGUAUCUAUUCACCAUCAUAUCAGCGCUUAUUUGCACAGAACUCGUAAUAAUAGCAUCAAGUGAAUCAAGUGAAGCUAUACCAACUGAUCAAUUAAAUCCUCUUCAACCCUUAAAAACGUUUGAUAAUGAUUUUUUUGAGGACAGUAGCCAAAAUGAUGAUGAAAACGAGUAUGCUCGUCGUGCAACAUCAUUUUUAAGAUUUGGCCGACGCGGAUCACCAGCAACAGGAUCAUUUCUUCGGUUUGGUCGUGACGGUCAUCGUGAAGGAACAUUUCUUCGUUUUGGUCGCUCAAAUCCUUCAUUCUCACGACUUGGUCGAAGUGGUAAUAACGGAGGAAAAUUCCUUCGGUUUGGCCGAGAGGCUCAAGACGAAUCUCCAAGCAACAAUUUUCGUUCUGGUCGAAAGAGCGACUUUUUAAGAUUCGGAUAA
Molecule: messenger RNA, 507 nt
Organism: Rotaria socialis
Lineage: Eukaryota; Metazoa; Rotifera; Eurotatoria; Philodinida; Philodinidae
Source: the annotation of a GenBank genome assembly